CCCGUCGUUAUCUGUCGAACUGACCAAUUGAGACGCUUUACGCGAAAAUGGUGGCGUCGACCGAAACUCAACUCCUUAUCAACUCCAAUGCUUCAAGCCUCGUCACUGUCUUCGAUUCAGUACGGCAGAAGAUUCCCAAAUCAGAUAUCUGUAGAUUUGCCUAAGCGCGCAGCCUGUUGGACUUUGCUCCGCGACUGAUCUGACGACUCGGCGUUGCGAGCGGUGAUGGCGUCAAGUAUAAGAACCCGCGAUAUCGAGACAUGGACCUGCGAUCUCCUUCCCUCCCACAAGUUUGUACCUUCCGUCACUCGUCGUGGUAAAGGUCCUGUCCACCAUGGCACAUCCUCCUGGUACUUAUCUCAUUGAAGAUUUGCAUCAAAAUGCCCAGGUCAUCCUCCAACCGCAGCCUUCCAGCGAUCCUAAUGACCCCUUGAAUUGGCCAACCUGGAGGAAGAACCUCAACUUCGGCCUGGUAUCGCUUUACGUCCUCCUCGUCUAUGCCAUGAUUGACGUCGUUACGGUCACCUGGGCGUCAAUGAACCUAGAUCUAGGCUUCAGCUAUGCUAUACUCAACGACAGUUACGCCGCAGGUUGCGGCGCUCUUUCUCUCGGCGGCAUCUUUCUUCUACCGUUCGCCUUGAAGUAUGGUCGACGACCUGUCUACAUGUUCAGCUUGAUUGUCCAAGCGGCGGUCAGUGUCUGGUCCGCAAAACAACAGAACGUUGCCGAUCUCAUGCUGGUCAAUAUCUUGUGUUGCUUCGUGGGUGCCCUGGCCGAGGUCAUGGUUCAAAUGACCGUUGUGGACGUCUUCUUUGUGCACCAACGUGGCAGGAUGAACAGCUUCUAUGUCUGGACCCUCACCGUCGGAGCAUCGUUGGCUCCUCUUGCCGCAGGUUACAUAACAGUGGGCCAGGGUUGGCGGUGGGUCUGGUGGUGGCUUGCGAUCCUCCAAGGAGCUUGUGCCCUUGUCUUCUUCUUCCUCUACGAAGAGACGAAAUGGAACGGUCAAACCAUUGUCGGUAUCCCAAGAACCACGUCCAUUGGCGAAGAAGCCGCUCCUGUGGUCAAGGCCGAAGACGCAAAACGAGAUGCCUCAAAGGAUCCGGAGGUCAAUGACGCUAUUGGCGUUGAGGCUCAACACGCUGCCACCGAGGUCACGAUUGACCCAACAAUACCAGUGAAGUCGUAUCGAAGCAAAUUAGCCCUCUGGUCCUCCUCGCCGGGAUCCCUUCGGUCCUUUGUCCGCCACAGUUACCGACCAUUCCUCAUUCUCAUCAACAUCCCUGGCGUAAUGUACAUGGCGAUUCUCAAUGGGGCAAUGGCAUCGGCUGUGCUCAUUCCGAUCACGGUUUACUCGAUAUACAUGACUCUUCCGCCGUACAACUUCAGCCCCGAGCAGAUUGGUCUCCUGGGAAUACCGAGCUUCAUCGGUACAAUGCUAGGUGCGCUGAUUUGCGGUCCCCUCAGCGAUUGGCUGAUACUCCGCCUUGCAAAACGAAACAAUGGAAUCUACGAGCCCGAGAUGCGCCUGUGGCUGAUCUUGGUCUUCACACCGUUCGUGGCCGCCGGGCUGUUGAUGUUCGGCAUUGGUCUGAAUGACGGCCUGCCUUGGCCAGUGGUGUGCAUUGGACUUGGGUUGUCCGCUUUCGGAACGACACCGGCCAUCAGUCUGUCCUUGACUUAUCUGACCGAUGCCUACAGUGAGAUUAUUUCAGACUCCCUGGUCGCCGUCGUCUUCGUCAAAAACCUCUGCCCAACGGCCCUUGUUUUCGCGAUGACGCCGUGGAUCAAUGCUAUGGGCUUGUCGAACGUCUUCAUCACCGCGACUGUCAUCUUUGUCGUUGUUCUGCUCGGAAACAUCAUCUUCAUCAUGUUUGGUAGAAGGUUUCGCAUCAAUAGCGCAGCGAAGUAUCGUUACUACGCUGAAGACCUCUCGAAACACGAGUAGACCGUCGCCGGUAAAGGGCAACGCAAGGAAAAGCCCCUGCAAGGGACAUGAUGCUGUGGCGCCAGGAGCCUGACCUCCUUAGGAGAUGUUUUCGACACUUUAUUGAAAUUUGGGCGGACGCUGACGGAAGCGAAAUACAUAAGAUUUGUCCUUUCGCCUUCGUCGUUUGCCGAGUGUUGUCCAUAGCUGUCUGCAUCGCGCUGCCAGGCAGGCAAUCGCCCGUGCGCAGUUUGUUCUCGGUGGCAACC
This is a messenger RNA of Exophiala viscosa, 2196 nucleotides long. RefSeq names its product synaptic vesicle transporter. The transcript is spliced from 5 exons. Gene Ontology annotation, molecular function: transmembrane transporter activity. The coding region runs from base 335 to 1948 and encodes 537 amino acids. Gene Ontology annotation, biological process: transmembrane transport. NCBI's taxonomy places the organism in Eukaryota, Fungi, Ascomycota, Eurotiomycetes, Chaetothyriales, Herpotrichiellaceae. The record is from RefSeq and is a predicted model, not a curated record. Gene Ontology annotation, cellular component: plasma membrane.